This is a messenger RNA of Suillus paluster, 252 nucleotides long. RefSeq lists its product as uncharacterized. The record is from RefSeq and is a predicted model, not a curated record. The transcript has a single exon. NCBI's taxonomy places the organism in Eukaryota, Fungi, Basidiomycota, Agaricomycetes, Boletales, Suillaceae. The coding region runs from base 1 to 252 and encodes 83 amino acids.
AUGACAGUUCUCAAACAUCUUGUCGAGCUGAAGAGUGACCAAAAGGACGAGGACCUCGUGGCCUGGCAGUGGCUUCAAAGACUAGUGAAAAUUCUGGGAGACCAUGGAAUGAGUUCAGAAGAGAGGGACAUGGAGAAUGAGUUUGAGUGUGUGCUCCACGUCAAGAACAUGGGAUGGCAUUAUGGGAUAGAACGAGAGCUAAAUAUUGUAGAUCAUCAACAGUUGUUGGACAAUGAUAUUUUCGCACCCUAG